CCACCUGUUGAAACCUAAAGCAGCAUAUGCCAUAUUGCUACCAUAAUUAGUGGUUGUAGUCUUUUCUGCCUCCAUUUUCUAAUCCAGGUUGCGAUUGCAAUCAAGCCAACUGUUCUAGCUUUUAGGGGAUUUCUUGCUUUUUUCAUGAUACUAACAUUUCAUGCCUAUGCCGGUUCAAUUCAUUGAACAUCGUUAAAUACUAAUGAUAAUUCCCGCCAUAUACCUUAGGCUUUAAAUAAAUUAAGACCUCAGGUGCUUCCAUACCAUCAUAUAUCAUUCUUUGAUCACCUUCCACUUGCACAAUGUGCUCCAUCUUUACUCACCUUGUGGCUUGAAUAUAAUUUUCAUGAUAUCCCCCUCCACUUAGCCUCAGUGUGUACAGUAUGUCUUUUUCUUUUCUAUGGUUCAUAUUUACAGGGUGAUAAAAGAAAAGGAGUGAAAGCUCUGCUGAAAUUGGAUACGCGUUAAGCCCCCACAAUUUUUUUCCGUUCUUCUUGUCAACUUUUUGACUUUGGAAUUGUGGUUGUCCCCCUCCACCAACAUCAUAACUGUCUAUAAAAGUCUAAGAUAUAAAUGUGUAUAUUGUGUGGUAGCUUUAUAAAUAUACAUUUGUCUACAAGAAAGACUGCUAUAGCAAGUCAGCAAUGGAAAGCACUCUCUUUCGCCUACUUCUUGUUUUAUUGGGAUUAUCUCACAUUAUAUGCUUGAAUGCUGUCCCAGUUACAAGAAUCGGAAGCCUAAUGCGUGGACCUCAAGUUCAUCCAGUUCCAGAGAAUACUCACCUGAUAACUGCAGAGAAAAGUUCAGAGGCUCAAAUCAUUAAGGGGAGGGUGUUUGUGGAGCUGAACGAUUAUCCAGGGUCAGGAGCUAAUAACCGCCACACUCCAAGUCCAAGGCCACAAUUUAGCAGAUGUGCCGAUUGUUAGUUUCUUUAAAUAGCAGGUGUAUGGUUCUUCAAAGCAUAGUAAAAGCUGGAAUCAUGAUUUUGAUCUAUAGCCUCUCAAUUUGUUUAGCUUCUUAAAUUUGUUUUUCUUGUCUCUUUUUUCUGUGAGUGGAAUUGAUAAAUUAAGUGAGAUUUGUGAAGUUAAUUUGUAUUGAGAGAGAAAUUCUGAGUAGCUGUAAUGGUACUGAAGAGAAAGAGAAGGAGAGCGAGGACUGAGAACUAAUUGUAGCAGAUUCUAGUAAUAUGAAUGUUAGAUAUUUUAAGUCAAUUGUUAAUCUCCUUAUCUAGUUUUAUGAGAUGGAUUAUCAACUGCAAGUCGCCAAUAAGUCUGACUGCACAAGACGACGAUUGUUUCAUUUUGGUGCUUCAAAAUCUGUCUCAUAUAUCUCUGUAGUCCAUCCACCGGCUGCACCUUUAUUGUAUGUUCCUGCAUAAGAAGUGGAAGCUGUUGUGGUUUCAAAAAAAAGAAAUCCAAGAUGGAUGGCUUUGAUUGUUCAAUGGUUGUCUUUCCAUUUAGGAACUGUUCAAUUCUCCAGAAGAAGGGGAAGCCUUUUCCUUUGUGUUGCUUGGAGAACAACUGAGUUCUGGCAGCUUGCAUUAGACUUCAGCAGUCCACAUUCUCAGUGCCAGAUUUCCUGAUUUUGAUGUAUGUUUGAGUUCCUGCUUGUCUCUUGUAGUGAGAAAUUUAAACUUGACUUGCUCCCUUUCAGCUUCAGCAUCUCUUAGUUUUCAUGCUCUGAUAAGUAAAUAUGUUCUCACAGCAUAUUGAUCACAUUUCAAACGCAGAGCUUAACUCGGUUCAUGCAGGUUAUAGCCACCCUGAGAGCUGGCAUUCAACAAGUUUAGGGUUCAAAUCUUAGCACCUGCAACCACUUACCUUAUUCCCAGUGGCCUCAAAAAAAUUGAUCACAUUUCAAAAUCAGUAGGAAAAUUUGCAGUACAGGAGAGAUGUAUCUUAGUUGGAUGAUGGAACCAAGGAUAACUCAACAUCCUCUGUCUUGCAGUAUUUACUCUAAAGUGAAAAAGGCACAUAAUGCAUACG
Molecule: messenger RNA, 1985 nt
Organism: Durio zibethinus
Lineage: Eukaryota; Viridiplantae; Streptophyta; Magnoliopsida; Malvales; Malvaceae
Source: RefSeq, a predicted model, not a curated record